Molecule: messenger RNA, 5211 nt
Organism: Penicillium soppii
Lineage: Eukaryota; Fungi; Ascomycota; Eurotiomycetes; Eurotiales; Aspergillaceae
Product: DNA-directed RNA polymerase II subunit RPB1
Exons: 4
Coding region: 1-5211 (1736 amino acids)
Biological process (GO): transcription by RNA polymerase II
Cellular component (GO): RNA polymerase II, core complex
Molecular function (GO): DNA binding
Source: RefSeq, a predicted model, not a curated record
AUGUCGAACGUUUUCUUCCCAUACUCCAAGGCGCCUUUGCGCACCAUCAAGGAGAUCCAGUUCGGUCUCUUCGCUCCCGAGGAGAUCAAGCGCAUGAGUGUGGUCCACAUCGAGUACCCGGAAACAAUGGACGAUCAACGUCAACGGCCUCGGACAAAGGGUAUCAAUGACCCGCGACUCGGUACAAUCGACCGCCAAUACAACUGCGAGACUUGCGAAGAAGGUCCCAAAGAAUGCCCAGGGCAUUUUGGCCACAUCGAGCUUGCUUGUCCGGUGUUUCACAUUGGUUUCUUGACCAAAAUUAAGAAGCUGCUAGAGACUGUCUGCCACAACUGUGGAAAGAUCAAGGCCAACACGGCCGAUUCUAAAUUCCUCGAAGCCCUCCGAUUCCGUGAUCCCAAGCGGCGAUUUGACGCCAUCUGGCGACUUUCCAAGGAUGUCUUGGUUUGUGAGGCCGACGCGCCUGCCGAUGACGAAGAGUUUUCGAAGGACUCACAGAAGGGCCGCUCCCACGGUGGCUGCGGUAAUGCCCAGCCUACUGUUCGGAAAGAAGGAAUUUGCCUGGUCGGAACAUGGAAGCCCAGCAAGGCUAUGAUGGAGGACGAGAUGGCACAGCCCGAGAAGAAGGUUAUCACUCCCGCGAUGGCGUUGAACAUCUUCCGGAACAUCUCCAUCGAAGAUGUGCGCAUUAUGGGCCUUAGCAACGACUACGCUCGCCCCGAAUGGAUGGUUCUCACCGUUCUGCCCGUUCCACCUCCCACUGUCCGCCCCAGUGUUGUCAUGGGGGCUACCAGCGGCGCCCGCGGUGAAGAUGAUCUGACCUACAAGCUUGCCGAAAUCGUUCGUGCCAACCAGAAUGUUCAGCGAUGUGAGCAGGAAGGUGCACCUGAGCACGUCAUUCGUGAAUUCGAGUCCUUGCUACAAUACCACAUCGCUACCUACAUGGACAACGAUAUUGCUGGACAGCCGACUGCUAUGCAAAAAGGAAACCGUCCCGUCAAGGCGCUCCGCAGUCGAUUGAAGGGUAAGGAGGGCCGUCUUCGUCAGAACUUGAUGGGAAAGCGUGUCGAUUUCUCCGCUCGUACCGUCAUCACUGGUGACCCUAACCUGUCGCUCGAUGAAGUUGGUGUUCCCUACUCGACUGCCCGUAUUUUGACCUACCCCGAAGUUGUUACACCUUACAACAUCGAGAAGCUCCAAAAGUUGGUCGCCAACGGACCUAACAUCCACCCUGGUGCACGCUACAUUGUCCGUGACAACGGCGAGCGUAUCGAUCUUCGUCACGCCAAGCGUGCAGGUGCUCAGCAGCUCCUUUAUGGCUGGAAGGUCGAGCGCCAUCUCGACAACGGUGAUUACAUUCUUUUCAACCGUCAACCCUCUCUGCACAAGGAGUCCAUGAUGGGUCACCGUGUCCGUGUUAUGCCCUUCUCCACAUUCCGAAUGAACUUGUCUGUGACCAGUCCCUACAACGCUGAUUUCGAUGGUGACGAGAUGAAUUUGCACGUUCCCCAGGGCGAAGAGGCUCGUGCCGAGCUGGCCGAGCUCACUCUGGUUCCGAAGAACAUUGUUUCUCCCCAACGUAACGGUCCUCUGAUGGGUAUCGUGCAGGACACCCUGUGUGGUAUCUACAAGAUUUGCCGUCGAGAUACUUUCCUCAACAAGGACCAAGUUAUGAACCUCAUGCUCUGGGUUCCUGACUGGGAUGGCGCUAUUCCCCCUCCGGCUAUCCUGAAGCCCCGGCCCCGUUGGACCGGAAAGCAGAUGAUCAGCAUGGCUUUCCCCUCGGGUUUGAAUCUUCUGCGUGUGGAUAAGGAUGGUUCCCCGUUGGCCGAGAAAUUCAGUCCCCUCAGUGAUGGUGGUCUCUUAAUUCACGGUGGACAGCUCAUGUACGGCAUGCUUUCCAAGAAGACUGUCGGUGCCAGUGGUGGUGGUGUUAUCCACACCAUCUUCAACGAGUAUGGCCCUGACACUUGUGUUAAAUUCUUCAAUGGUGCCCAGGCCAUUGUUGGAUACUGGCUACUUCACAACGGUUUCAGUAUCGGUAUUGGUGACACUAUUCCUGACCAAUUGACCAUCAACAAAAUUGAGGAAGCCGUGCGCAACCGAAAGCAGGAAGUCGAGACAAUUACUGCCAGCGCUACUGAGAACACACUGGAGGCUCUCCCCGGUAUGAACGUCCGUGAGACAUUCGAGAGCAAGGUCUCUCGCGCUCUGAACAACGCUCGUGACGAAGCUGGUGAUGCUACCGAGAAGAGUUUGAAGGAUUUGAACAACGCCAUUCAGAUGGCCCGUUCCGGUUCCAAGGGUUCCGCAAUCAACAUUUCGCAGAUGACUGCUCUCGUUGGACAGCAGUCCGUGGAAGGAAAGCGUAUUCCAUUCGGUUUCAAGUACCGUACCUUGCCGCACUUCACAAAGGACGAUUACUCUCCCGAGUCUCGUGGUUUCGUCGAAAACUCGUACCUCCGUGGUCUCACUCCAACCGAGUUCUUCUUCCACGCCAUGGCUGGUCGUGAGGGUUUGAUUGAUACUGCUGUCAAGACUGCCGAGACUGGUUACAUUCAGCGUAAGCUGGUCAAGGCCCUUGAAGAAGUGAUGGUUAAGUACGAUGGCACUGUUCGCAAUUCUCUCGGUGAUAUUAUUCAGUUCAUCUAUGGAGAGGAUGGUCUCGAUGGUGCCCACAUUGAGAACCAGCGUGUCGAUCACAUCAAAUGCUCCGAUGAGAAGCUCCGCGAGCGUUUCCGUGUUGAUGUCAUGGAUCCCGAGCGUACUCUUGGCCCUGAGGUUCUGGAGCAAGCAAAUGAGAUUGCUGGCGACAUGGAGGUUCAGAAAUACUUCGAUGAAGAAUGGGAGGCUAUUUUGAAGGACCGCGAGUUCCUUCGAACCGUGGUCAAGGAAGACGAAGAAAUGAUGCAACUUCCCAUUAACAUUCAGCGUAUUCUUGAGAUGGCUCGAACCACCUUCCACAUUCGCGAGGGCACAAUCAGUGACUUGCACCCCGCUGAGGUCAUUCCUCAAGUCCAGCAGCUACUGGAUCGCUUGGUGAUUGUCCGCGGUGAUGAUGUUAUUUCGCGCGAGGCCCAGGUCAACGCAACUUUGCUCUUCAAGGCGCAGCUGCGCAGUCGUCUGGCUUUCCGCCGCCUUGUGACAGACUAUUCGCUUAACAAAUUGGCGUUCCAGCAUGUGCUUGGUGCCGUUGAAAGCCGCUUCGCUCGCGCAGCAGCCAACCCUGGUGAAAUGGUCGGUGUUCUUGCAGCUCAGUCUAUUGGUGAACCCGCCACCCAGAUGACAUUGAACACUUUCCACUUUGCUGGUGUGUCUUCCAAAAACGUUACUCUUGGUGUGCCCCGUCUCAAGGAAAUUCUCAACGUUGCCACGAACAUCAAGACCCCCUCCAUGACCGUCUACCAGCAAGGUAUGGAGACCCACAACAAGGAGGGUGCUAAGACGCUGCGUAGUCUUGUCGAGCACACUAGUCUGCGGUCCGUGACUGAGUCUACCGAGAUCUACUAUGACCCCGAUAUCCAGUCUACUGUCAUCGAGAACGAUAAAGACAUGGUUGAGUCAUACUUCAUCAUUCCUGAGGACACCGGCGAUGAUUCAGCAUCGCAGUCGAAGUGGUUGCUUCGUAUUGUUCUCAGCCGUCCUGCUCUUCUUGAUAAGGGUCUGACUGUGCAGGAUGUUGCUACCAGAAUCAAAGAAGCUUACCCACGUGAUAUUGCAGUCAUUUUCAGUGAUAACAACGCGGAUGAGCAAGUCAUCCGUAUUCGCCAGGUUCAGGACUACAAGGAUGAUGAAGAUGAAGAUGUUGAAUACGACGUGACUCUCAAGAAGCUUGAGCAGCAUCUGCUGGACACUUUGACUCUUCGUGGUGUCACUGGUGUCGACCGUGCUUUCAUCAACGAGAAGGCCAAGGUCCGUGUUCACGAAGAUGGUACACUCUUCUCAAGCAAGAGUGAUACUCUUUGCAAGGAGUGGGUCCUUGAAACCAGUGGAUCGUCUCUCGCUGCCGUUCUUUCAAUUCCUGGUGUCGAUGCUUCUCGUACAUACUCUAACCAGUUUAUUGAGAUUUUCGAGGUCUUUGGUAUCGAGGCUGCCCGUACAGCUGUGCUUCGCGAGUUGACACUUGUGCUUGCAUUCGACGGAUCUUAUGUCAACCAUCGUCACUUGGCGCUGCUGGUCGAUGUUAUGACAGUUCGUGGUUACUUGACUCCCGUCACCCGUCACGGUAUUAACCGUGCUGACAACGGUGCCCUCAUGCGUUGUUCGUUCGAAGAAACGGUCGAAAUUCUACUCGAAGCUGCUGCCUUUGGAGAGCUUGACGACUGUCGUGGUGUUUCCGAAAACUUGAUCCUUGGACAGAUGGCGCCCGCUGGAACGGGAGAGUUCGAUGUUUACCUGGACCAGAGCUUGCUGAACACAGUCGUGUCAAACAAUGCACGCUACGGCCUAAUGGGUGCUGUUGGUGCCAAGGAUGCCAUCAUCCCAGAUGGUGCUGCUACUCAGUACGACACUGGUUCUCCGAUGGCUAGCUCACAAUUCAUGACUGACAGCGACGACGCUGCCCCGUUCUCACCGAUGCACCAGCUUGGACAGGAUAAUACUGGAGGCCUCACGGAAUACAACAAUCCCGCCGGAUUUGGUAGUGGCAGCUUUAGUCCCGGCCCUCGCAGCCCGGGCUACUCCCCAACAAGCCCCUUCAACACCAGUCCUACGUCUCCUGGAUAUUCGCCGUCUUCAAGCUACUCGCCAACUUCUCCCGGCAUGAGCAUGACCAGUCCGCGUUUCAAUCCGACAUCUCCUGGGUUCUCACCUGCCAGCCCGUCGUUUGCUCCCACUUCCCCAGCUUAUUCGCCAACUUCACCUGCGUACGGUCAAGCGUCUCCUACGUCGCCCUCGUACUCUCCAACCUCGCCUGGGUUCUCACCCACUUCACCCAAUUAUAGCCCAACGUCGCCCAAUUUCAGCCCGGCCUCGCCGGCCUUUAGUCCGACAUCUCCAAGCUAUAGUCCCACCAGUCCUGCAAUUGGCGGCGCUCGGCACUUGUCCCCAACUUCCCCAACAUCUCCAAAGUACACACCUACUUCGCCUGGGUGGUCUCCCACGAGCCCCCAGUCCUACUCGCCAACCUCGCCCAACUUCUCUGGUUCCCCGACUUCUCCGGCUUACAGCCCGACUUCGCCGGCUUAUAGCCCCACGUCGCCACGCCAGUGA